Messenger RNA from Ilex paraguariensis (yerba mate), 534 nucleotides. Lineage: Eukaryota; Viridiplantae; Streptophyta; Magnoliopsida; Aquifoliales; Aquifoliaceae. The record is from the annotation of a GenBank genome assembly.
AUGAAUGGUGCCUUGGUGCAGACAACAGACACGGGGACUUGGAUGCUGACAGUUAUUACUGAAUACGUGGAUCAUUCUUCUGCAUUGUUCAAAUUCUAUGUCUUGGGGGAAAAGGUUUUCUAUGCAAUUAAGAAGUCUACCCCUAAUACGGAUACAUUGAUAAAACUAUCUGAAGAAAAUGGACUCAAGCCUCUUCAUUUUGACAGCUUAAAAUCUCUACCUACCUCUAAAACAAACCAGCAUUCUAGAGAUGAGGAUCAUCACAAUGUCAGUGAUCAGUGCAUAGAUCUUCAGCUAGUGACCGAUGCCGCAAAUUGGCUUAGGAGGAUGCUUGACCUUACUGUGUUCGGGUUUGAUGUUGUUGUGAGUGCCCAAUUUAAACAAUCAUUUACAGCUAUACAGGAAGGCACUGGUGACCAUGUCAUUGUAGAUUUAAACUACCUUCCAUCAUUCAAGGAAGUGCCUGAUGACGUUGCAAUACCGGCCUUCUGGGAAGCAAUAAAAAGGAAGUUUGAGUUCAGGAAGACUAAAUAA